Molecule: messenger RNA, 3585 nt
Organism: Pezoporus occidentalis (night parrot)
Lineage: Eukaryota; Metazoa; Chordata; Aves; Psittaciformes; Psittacidae
Gene: R3HCC1L
Product: R3H domain and coiled-coil containing 1 like
Exons: 7
Coding region: 1289-3247 (652 amino acids)
Molecular function (GO): nucleic acid binding
Source: RefSeq, a predicted model, not a curated record
CAGCACAUUGCACACCCCAAAACUCUCCCCAGCUUAUUGAGUCACUGAACGAUGCUGGCAGGGACAGCCUUGAGGGCACAGGAGUUAUACAACGUCCCCAGGUGCUUGGUGUGCCGGGCUCCCAUGCCUCAUAAAACAUGUGCCCAGUGCUCCCAGGUUCUGGACGCUGUUUUUCACAGCUGCCUGCCCUCGGCAUCCCCUCCAUCCUUCACACAGCUCUGCGUGCAGCCCGCUCUGGGGCUGUCGCAGCCCUGGCCUGGCCCAUGGUGUGAUACUGCUGCCCAGCUUCUGCCCCUUGCACAUUUUGGGGUGGUCAUCUCAGCCACCUGCCUUUUGAGUGCACCACAGUGCUCUGGGCUUUGCUUUUCAGGCUGUUCCUGCCCACCAAGUGGUUGCCUUGGGUUCUGUUACCUUAAUUUUCCCAGACUGGGUCUCAGUUUGUUUCCUACCUGCAUUUCCUACAUUUCUCAGAUCCUUUGAAUGAUUUCCCUAUUCUGGCCAAUGUUUGCAACACCUCUCUGGUCAGUACCCUCUGCAAAUUGAAUUGCAUUUCACUAUUCAAGUGAAAGCUUGGGAGAUGGUAUAGAACAAUACCGUGAAGUUCAGCUGAAAUGCACCUUGCUUGCCUUGUCCAAAAGCUUUGUCCAGUAAUUCUUCUGAAAUUCCUUCUGCUGGGCAAGCCAAUGUCCUUCAUCCAGGUGCCCAUCGCAGUGAGUGUGCAGGCUCCUUCCUCUGCCCGUUGUGUUCUGUGCUAGGGAUGGGCACAGGGUUUAUCCUGAACUGGCUCCAGGUUUAUUACUCUUUCUCACACAGAAAAUCAGUGCCUGGUUUGCGCUGCCUGUCACCAGGGCCCUGGUUUCUUCCUGGCACCACGUAUGUGUUGAUGGGUCCAUGAGUUCAUCUUGGCACCACCACACUGGCCAGGUGAUCGUGUCUAUGUGGAGAUGCUGUUUUUGCUUUCCCUGCAGCUGUUUUUGCGAGGCCUCUGCCUCAUUUGCAUUUUUCUGGUUAAAAACAGUAAUUUUGCCCUUUUGAGUCAUCUUUAUUUUUGAGCCAUCAUUAAUUUUCUUUCCCUCCUUGUUUAUUAAUAGAUCUUUUCACUUUUGUGCUGAUUCUGCUGGGUUUAUUUGUAAAGUCCUUUGUAUUCCACUUAGCUCUCCAGCUAUUAACUCCUGCUGGUUUGUUGUCCCUUUUCUCUCCUGCAGCUGUGAGCGGACUCUAGUGACUUACAAAUCCUCCUCCUGUCUGAAACUGUUCACCCUCCUCUUGUCCAGGCAGCAGUGGCACCAUGCAGCAGGAAGCUGAGGGCAGCCGGCCGCGCCGCAGGAAGCCCGACAUGGCCCUUUAUGUGCCCAAAGCACGGCGGGAGAGAGCAGUGCAAGCAGCGGGCAGCACACCAGGCGGGCAGCGCCGGGAGCCUGAGAACCACCGCCUGGUGCAGGACACUUGCCAGGCCAGCGGCGAGGGGCAGAGGCGAAGCCCCCGUGCCAGGACACAGGCGGGCAGAGUGGCGAGGAGGGAGAACAAGGGGGAUGCUGGCCCAAAGGAGCCACGGACAGCCUCUGCUGGCCACAGCUCGAGGCUGGGAGGCAACUGCCCCAUUGCACCAGAGAGCCUAAGAGCAUCACCCAGCAUACGGGAGCCGUGCCUCGAUCUGGCUGUUGCCCAGGACAAAGCAUCCCACGGUGAAGGACUUGGAGGGGUCAGCCACGGCCAGCAGAUGAUGAGGACUCAGCCUGACCCUCCAUCCACGCUGAGUGCUAAGCCUGGGGCCGUGGAGGCUAUCCCCAAGAUGGGGGGUGACCCCACUAGCUCAAUGCCUUCCACUAGCCCAACGCCAGCAUGUCAGAUAGGGUCAAGUGGUGUGUCAGAGAUGCCCCCAGGACCAGCUAGAGAUGUCUCCCAGAGCCUGGGAGAGGAUGUCCUGCAGCCAGCAGGGCUGGGUGACCUGGGCAGUAUGCACAAGCUGGCAUGGGAGGCAGUGGGUCCAAAAGCCCAGGAGGAGGAGAGGGAGUGUGGGGGUUCUCUUCAGGCAGGUCAGAGUGAGGGCUGUGCCACUGGGGUGCCAGAGGAUGAGGAGAGGUGGGGAGGAAUGGCAGAGUGUGCCUUGGGUGCACCAGAAGUCAGCUGCGAACCUGAGCGCUCAGGGGGUGGCAUGGAUGAUGCUCCAGUGCUCCCAGGGAAGAGCACCCUGGGGCAGGGCAUGGGCAGCCCAUCCUGGCUUCCACCUGGCAAGGAAGAGAGCAGUGCAUGUGCUGGGCAUCCCAGUGGGGAGGGAGACCCAGUGCCUGCUGCGGUGGGAGCAGGCAACCAUUCUGCCUGCACAGACAGCAGCACUGGGGCUGAGAGUGGCCGGCUGGGUGCUAGGGAGGAGCUGGUGAGUGAAUCAUGGGAUGGGGCACCCUCAGAGAGCUGGGAGCCCCCAGCGCCCCUGGAGCUGCUGUGCCAUGGUGUAGAGGAACUCUUGCCCGCGGCCUGGGCUGAGGAGCCAGCGGGGGCAGAUGAGGAUGCAGGCUUGCCACAGCAGCACCAGUGCAGCCAGGAGACCAAGGAGGAGGAGAGAGGUCUCCGUAGCAGCUCCCCAAAGGAAGAGCAGACCAGCACCAGUGCCAGAACCCCAAACCAGGCCAGCCCGGGUGCCGAGGAGAGUUGGGACAUGCUGUUCAAUGAUGAUGGAGACUGCCUGGACCCGCGCCUGCUGGAGGAGCUCUCAGGGGGUGAGAAGAGGCGGGAGAGCCAGCAGUCACCCCGCUUUGACUACUAUGGGGCUGAGCCUGCUGCACCGGACAUCAGCGAUGAUGAGCUGCCCCAUGUCAUCGAGAUCUAUGACUUCCCCUCGGAUUUCCGCACUGAGGACUUGAUGCGUGUCUUCUGCAGCUAUCAGAAAAAAGGCUUUGAUAUUAAGUGGGUGGAUGAUACACAUGCCCUGGGUGUCUUCUCCAGCCCCAUAACAGCACGCGAUGCCCUCAGCACCAAGCACCUGAUGGUGAAGACACGUCCACUGUCCCAGGGUACCCGUGCCUCUAAAGCCAAAGCCAGGGCAUACGCUGAAUUCCUGCAGCCAGCCAAGGAGCGCCCUGAAACAUCAGCAGCCCUGGCCAGACGGCUGGUGAUCGGUGCCCUGGGAGUACGCAGCAAGCAGACACCAGCCCAGCGAGACGCUGAGCGGAGGAAGCUGCAAGAAGCCCAGGAGAGGAAGCGCCUGGAGAACAAGCAGCGGGAGGAUGCCUGGGAGGGCCGAGACUGAGCUGGGAGGCUGCACCUUCAGCCCCACUGGCAACCCCGCUGGGUGCCAGGCCCCUCUGUGGGCAGGCAGGGCACCCUGCAUCUCAGAGCUGGGACGGAUCCUGCACUGCAUCCAAAAAUCUGCUCCACUGAAAGGGAUGAGCAGGAUGCGUGCAGGCUGGUUGGUGCCUCGUGGAUGCUGUCUCCCAUUGGGCAGUGCAGCCCAUCCAGCCCAGAGCAGGACCUGCCUUUAGCACUGGAAGCAGCAGCAUGGGGUUGUGUGGGGCGGCCCUGGCCACCUGGCAGGGCCUUUGAGUGAGAGUUUGUCCUUUAUUUUGCUAAUAAAUACCAUCUAUUUUA